AUGCGUUUCUCCAGUAUCGUCGCCAGCUUGGCUUUAGCCAGCUCUGCCAUUGCAAGCCCCACUUCCUGCUCUGGCAAUGACACUGGCAAUGACAAAGACAGUCUCUACAAGGCCAUGAAGAAGGCGGGACGAGAGUUCGUCGGCACAGCCCUGACUAUCCACAACGAGACUCGUGAACAAGAGAUCAUCAAGCAGGAAUUCAACUCCUUCACCCCGGAAAACGCGAUGAAGUUUGAGUCUCUGCAUCCAUCUCGUUACAACUACACUUUCGAUGACCCCGACCGCUAUGCGGCUUAUGCCAAGAAGAACAACCUUGAAAUACACUGCCACACUUUGGUCUGGCACUCCCAGCUUCCUGCGUGGGUUUCUGAGGGCGGCUUCGACAACAAGACCCUCAUCAGCAUCAUGGAGGACCACAUCAAGACCGUCAUGACCCGCUACCAGAGCGUCUGCACACGCUGGGAUGUUGUAAAUGAGGCUUUGUUCGACAACGGCACCUACCGCACCAGUGUCUGGUACAACACCAUCGGCGAGGCCUACCUCCCCAUCGCUUUCCGCCUCGCCAACAAGUACCGCGGCAAGGCGCAACUGUUCUACAAUGACUACAACCUCGAGUACAACGACAACAAGACCGCAGGUGCCGUCCGUAUCGCCAAGCUCAUCAAAUCCUACGGCGUUCGCAUCGACGGUGUUGGCUACCAGGCCCAUCUUGCCAUCGAGUCCACACCUACUUCUCCAGGUGCUGCUCCCGACCAGAAGACCCUAGAAGCUGCUCUCCACGCGACUGCCGACCUGGGUCUCGACGUUGUCUACACUGAGCUUGAUCUUCGCAUGAACACUCCUGCCACCCCUGAGAAGCUCCAGGUUCAGGCCGAGUAUUUCGAACGAGUAGCCAAAUCUUGCAUGGCUGUCAAGAGGUGCAUUGGCAUUACUCUUUGGGGUAUCUCUGACAAGUACUCUUGGAUCCCGGGAACCUUCAAGGGAGAGGGCGCUGCACUUGUGUGGGACGACAAAUAUGAGAAGAAGCCUGCGUAUGCCGGACUCAUCGCGGGCAUCAGAGCUCCCAAGGGUCAGUAG
Messenger RNA from Pyrenophora tritici-repentis Pt-1C-BFP, 1077 nucleotides. RefSeq names its product XynA, Beta-1,4-xylanase. The record is from RefSeq and is a predicted model, not a curated record. Gene Ontology annotation, biological process: carbohydrate metabolic process. Lineage: Eukaryota; Fungi; Ascomycota; Dothideomycetes; Pleosporales; Pleosporaceae. Gene Ontology annotation, molecular function: hydrolase activity, hydrolyzing O-glycosyl compounds.